Molecule: messenger RNA, 1101 nt
Organism: Dentiscutata erythropus
Lineage: Eukaryota; Fungi; Glomeromycota; Glomeromycetes; Diversisporales; Gigasporaceae
Source: the annotation of a GenBank genome assembly
GGUAAUCGACCCGACAAAAAAAGAGCGAAGGAAUGGGAAAAGAUGCAUUCGUAUUCGCGGAUUCAUAUUCAUCGUUCGACUAUAAACGGGACAGUGCAAGGGAUAACAAAUGGUGUAUAUGGGACUAUGAGUGGAGGGGUGUUCGAUGUAAAGCUUGCGCCAAAGAGAAGCAAUCAGAAAGAGGACAAUGACAAAGGUUCAAAGCGGACGAAAAUCGAUCAAUAUUUCUAUGCUCGCGCUGUGACCCCACUCACGCUUUCACAAGAAAAGAGUAAAGUUAAUGCGGAUUCGCUGGAUUGCAGUGAUGUGAAAGACUCGCCUUCACAAGAACAAGAACUACCACCAGAUGAGACUUCAAAAGAACGCAAUUUAUAUGAUCCGAUAAGGCGCCUGUAUGUUAAUAAAGAAUGGUUGAUGAUGGAAUCGACUUGGGAAAAGAUAGAAAAGAAGAUAGUAAGUUCACUUCCUCCAAUUGCGGAAAACCUGGAAUCACUUUUAGAAAAAUAUAAUAAAGCUAUCAUAGACGCCACAACCGGAUACUAUGUAGAUUUGCAGAAGGUUUGGAUUACCAUAAGUGAACCGCCAUUUGUGGGUCAGCACUCAUAUUUAUUCGCUAGAGACUGGUCUAUUCAGUGGAUACAACAAAUUUACACCACCUUAGGUGAAGUUGAAAAUAUUGAUAGGAAAACCCAAUUGGACCUCGCAAGGGAUGUAGAUAAACGUAAAUCGUGUGUAGGUAGCUGGCAUCAUGACGCCAUUUUAACUAUGAAAGCCGGGAAUAAGGAUUUUCAAAUAGCAUUUGGUGAGCGUAACUUUAAUUUUUCUAUUUUUAUUGUAAAAAUUUCUAAAAGAACUAUUCGAUUUAUAGCCAUGCGGUUAGCCCUUCCAAAACUUUUGAAACUAUUGCCCGAAAAUGUGCCAGGUAUCGAGGAGUUGGAAACUUUCGGAUUACUUGUGUAUAAAAAGGAGUUCCUUCUUUAUUCAAUGCAUUACGUGGAUGGAAUUUAUUUUGUUGAUCAGUACGAAGGAUUCACAAUUCCUGAUACACCAUUACAGCUGGGGAAUAUAUCUGAUAUCAUUCGCAUAAUGCUUAUGUUUAAG